Messenger RNA from Theileria orientalis strain Shintoku, 771 nucleotides. RefSeq lists its product as uncharacterized. NCBI's taxonomy places the organism in Eukaryota, Apicomplexa, Aconoidasida, Piroplasmida, Theileriidae. The transcript has 4 exons. Gene Ontology annotation, cellular component: membrane. The record is from RefSeq and is a predicted model, not a curated record. Bases 1 to 771 code for a protein of 256 amino acids.
AUGGCAGAGGUUGCUACGGACGCUAACCUGCAAGCCUGUGAAUGUGGCUCCAAAUGCGAGUUUUGUGAUCCAGAAAAUCAGAAAGAAAUCGUUGAUUACGAUGGAUUGUCCGAGAACACGCCCACCUACAUUAGGCACAACUUUAUCAGAAAAGUGUUCACCAUUGUUCUAUGUCAAAUACUAUUCGCUUUCGGUCUCGUGUUGAUUUGCUACAACAUUAAGCCGGUAAAGAAUUUUUUCGUGAGAUACCCACUCUUCUCGUACUCUGUCACACUUCUAUACGUCAUUUCCGUGGUAAUAAUCGGAUGUGUGCCAGGGCUGACGCGAAAUCCAACAGUCUCAGCGAUUUGUAUUUUGUACUUCACGCCGCUGGUGAGCAUCAUGCUCACAGGCUACUGCUGCGCCUUCAGCUCAAAGGAGAUAGGAAUAGCACUGGGAAUAUCCGCGGUCCUCGUCGCAGGCCUCAUUGCCUUUUCAUUCCAGACCAAAUACGAUUUCACAAAAUGGACAGUUUUAUUGGCUUUCGCUUCGUUGCAGUUCAUAAUGGCCGUUGGAAUAUGCGGGUUGAUGAGAAUAAGAGCAAAGUACAUUGCCUUCUCAGCACUGGGCUCUGUUAUCUUCUCAAUCUGGAUCAUCGUGGAUGUGCAGAUGAUCAUAGGAGGAAACCACGUGUUGCAAUUCACAGUCGAUGAGUACAUGUUUGCGUCAAUGUCGCUGUUUACAGAUAUCAUAACAGUGUUCAUGGACAUACUGAGACUGGUUCAUUUCUAA